CAUUGAUCUCUGUAGGUACUGCGAGGAGAGGCCGCUGAUGCUCAGUAAUGCAGGAAUGGGUGCAAAUUUGUGCACAUAUUAUCAGAAGUCAUCGCCAGAGGAUCAACGAGGCAACUUGCUGGGCAAUCAAAGUGACACUUUAGGAAAUGUGAUGAUUCUAGAACCUGGGGACAAGUCUCCUUUCCUUGGGGAGAUACACCCUGGUUGCAGUCAGUCAUCAAUUGAAACAAACAUGUAUAAAGCACCUGUUUUCCCGCAGAGAUUGCAAUCAACAGAUUACUUGUUGGUCCGGUCUCCUAAAGGAAAGCUCUCUCUAAGGCGUAUUGACAAGAUAGUUGCUGUUGGACAACAGGAACCUCGCAUGGAAGUAAUGUCUCCUGGAUCAAAGAAUCUACAGACUUAUUUGGUGAACAGAAUGUUGGUUUAUGUGUACCGAGAAUUUUCGAAGCGUGGUGAGCGUCACUCAAUUGCUGCAGAUGAGCUGUCUUUCUUAUUUUCUAACUUGACCGAUGCAAUCAUCAAGAGGAACAUGAAAACUUGUGCUGCUUUGAAGAGGGAUAAAAAUGGCCAGCAAUAUUGGUCAAAAAAAGAAUUGCCAGAUCCAUCUGAGAAUGAGCUGAAAAAGCUGGUGGCACCAGAGCAUGUGUGUUCCUAUGAGAGUAUGCUAGCUGGCCUGUACCGGCUCAAACAUUUAGGGAUCACCCGGUUUACAUUACCUGCCAGCAUAUCUAAUGCAUUGGCUCAACUCCCAGACGAAGCUAUUGCUCUUGCUGCUGCAUCACAUAUUGAGAGGGAGUUGCAGAUUACUCCAUGGAAUCUAAGCAGUAAUUUUGUUGCUUGUACGAAUCAGGACAGAGCAAAUAUAGAGCGUUUGGAAAUUACUGGGGUUGGUGAUCCCUCUGGACGGGGUCUAGGAUUCAGCUAUGUCAGAGCUGCACCAAAAGCACCAGCUGCAGCCGGGCAUAUGAAGAAAAAGGCAGCAGCCGGUCGUGGAGCCCCAACUGUCACUGGUACAGAUGCUGAUCUUCGCAGAUUAAGCAUGGAAGCAGCUCGAGAGGUACUUCUUAAGUUUAAUGUCCCUGAUGAGAUCAUUUUCAAGCAAACUCGAUGGCACCGUAUAGCUAUGAUACGGAAACUAUCAAGUGAGCAGGCUGCAUCCGGUGUUAAGGUUGACCCUACAACCAUAGGCAAGUAUGCUCGUGGCCAGAGAAUGUCUUUUCUGCAGAUGCAACAGCAGGCCCGAGAAAAGUGUCAGGAGAUUUGGGAUAGGCAGCUUUUGUCCCUUUCAGCUUUUGAUGGUGAUGAGAAUGAAAGUGAAAACGAGGCGAACAGUGACUUAGACUCCUUUGCGGGAGAUCUGGAAAAUCUACUUGAUGCUGAGGAAGGUGGGGACGGGGAAGAAUCUAAUAUGUCUAAGAAUGACAAGUUGGACGGAGUUAAGGGUCUCAAGAUGAGACGGCGGCCAUCUCAAGUUGAGACAGAUGAAGAAAUUGAAGAUGAAGCUACUGAAUAUGCAGAAUUAUGCCGAUUGCUGAUGCAAGAUGAGGAUCAGAAGAAGAAAAAGAAGAAGAUGAAAGGUGUGGGAGAGGGAAUGGGAUCCUUUCCUCCUCCACGACCCAAUAUAGGUUUUCAGAUUAGUGAACCGUUACGAAAGCCCAAUGCCAUUGAGAAGAAACCUAUUGCCAUCCAACCUGAUGCAUCUUUCUUUGUAAAUGAGAACACCGUCAAAGACAUCAGAAAUGUUGAUAGCCCAAUUAUAAAGACCCCCAAAAGUAAACAGGUGAAAGAGAACAUCAAUUCUUUGGGCCAGCUGAGGAAGGUCAAAAUACUGAACGAAAACCUAAAGGUAUUCAAGGAAAAGAAAUCAGCGAGAGAGAACUUUGUUUGUGGAGCCUGUGGUCAGCAUGGGCACAUGAGAACCAAUAAACACUGCCCAAGAUACAGAGAAAAUACAGAUUCACAACCUGAAGGCUUAAAUAUGGAGAAGUCUGCGGGAAAGCCAAGUACUUCAGAACUAUCAGGUCAGCCCAAGCUAAAACCUAUUAAGAACAGCAAGGCUGCGACAAAAAGUACAAAGAAAACUUCUGAUGAAGUUCCAAAGGGAGAUAAUUUAACUGUCAAAACUGGGGGUCUUCCUAUGAAGUUUAGAUAUGGUAUCCCCACUGGAGAGCUGUCAGAUAAACCUGUUUCUGAAGCUCCCGGAAGUUCUGAGCAAGCAGUGGUGUCUGACAUAGACACCGGGACUAAGUCUACAUCUAAGAUCAGCAAACUGAAGAUUUCAAGUAAGGCAAAACCUAAAGAAUCAAAGGUUGAAUCUGAUAGACCUCCGCAUCCAUUGAUGCCUACAUUUAGUAGAGAGAGAGGGGAGAGCGAACCACACAAGCCAUCUGUUUCUGGACAACCUUUGUCUAGUACAGAGAGAAAUCAGGUAGCCUCAAGCAGGCACACUAUUUCUAUUCCGCGGCCAUCAUUAAGCAUGGACACGGAUCAAGCUGAAUCACGUAGGCCUCAUCUCGUGAUACGACCGCCAACAGAAAGAGAACAGCCUCAGAAGAAACUUGUUAUAAAACGUUCGAAGGAGAUAAAUGAUCAUGACAUGAGUAGUCUUGAGGAGAGUCCACGGUUUGAAUCCCGUAAAACAAAAAGAAUGGCAGAACUGGCAGGUUUUCAGAAGCAGCAGAGCUUCAGAUUGGCAGAGAACUCCCUAGAGCGGAGACCAAAAGAGGAUAGAGUAUGGUGGGAGGAAGAGGAGAUAAGUACGGGAAGACAUAUGGAAGUAACGACGAGAAGAGAUUAUGAUGAUAUGACUGUAUCAGAAGAACCCAAUGAGAUAGCUGAGAUCAGAAGAUACGAAGAGGUAUUAAGGAGUGAGAGGGAGGAAGAGGAACGACAAAAAGCCAAGAAGAAAAAAAAGAAAAAGAAGCUGCAACCCGAAUUAAUAGAAGGGUAUGUAGAAGAUUAUCCUCCUCGGAGAAACGAUAGAAGAUUGCCAGAAAGAGGGCGGAACGUCAGAAGCCGCUACGUCUCCGACUUUGAAAGAGAUGGUGCAGAGUAUGCACCUCAACCAAAACGACGCAAAAAAGGAGAGGUUGGCCUAGCAAACAUCUUGGAACGCAUAGUGGACACACUAAGACUUAAAGAGGAAGUGUCACGCCUCUUCUUAAAACCGGUUUCCAAGAAGGAGGCUCCGGACUAUCUUGCUGUUGUGGAACGCCCGAUGGAUCUCUCGACAAUCCGGGAUAAGGUACGGAAAAUAGAGUACAGAAACCGAGACCAGUUUAGACACGACGUCUGGCAGAUCACAUACAAUGCCCACCUUUACAACGACAGACGUAACCCAGGCAUACCGCCUUUGGCAGAUCAGUUACUGGAGAUUUGUGAUUACUUGUUGGAUGAUUAUGAAGUUCAGUUAUCAGAAGCAGAGAAAGGUAUAGUAGAUCCUAAUGACUGAGAGAGAAUUGUAAGAUAGAAUCUGUAUCCCCUCUUUAUAGUCCCCCCAAAAUGGGUUUCUUAGCUUAGCUAAAUGAUUUGUACGAAUAGAAAACAUUCCCAUGUUUGUGUUGUAAAGCCGAAGUAAUGAAAAAGAAAGAGAAAUCGUUAUAUUUUU
Camelina sativa (false flax) is the source of this 3607-nucleotide messenger RNA. The record is from RefSeq and is a predicted model, not a curated record. NCBI's taxonomy places the organism in Eukaryota, Viridiplantae, Streptophyta, Magnoliopsida, Brassicales, Brassicaceae.